Messenger RNA from Hevea brasiliensis (rubber tree), 1072 nucleotides. RefSeq lists its product as uncharacterized. Gene Ontology annotation, cellular component: chloroplast thylakoid membrane. Bases 130 to 870 code for a protein of 246 amino acids. Lineage: Eukaryota; Viridiplantae; Streptophyta; Magnoliopsida; Malpighiales; Euphorbiaceae. The record is from RefSeq and is a predicted model, not a curated record. The transcript is spliced from 2 exons.
CUCAUCCCCUUCUUGUAGUUACAGGUCAUCCACUUCACUGCCACAAAUACACAAAGCUCAAAAUCGUCUUCUGAGUUGCUUGUGCCUCUGUUGUAAUUCUGGACUAAUCUAUAUGGUUGAGACAUAGAAAUGGCAAUUUCUCUCAAUUCUGUUGGGUUCAACUCAAAGUUGCCAGCUAUGUACCAGCAUGUGUCAAGAUCUUCUCUUCGAGCUUCAUCAUCUAAGACUAACCAAGUCAUUUUUCCCCUGGGAAUGAUUGGUUCAAGGGUUCAUACAAAGGGAAGGGGAAUGUGUCUUUCAGUUGCAGACAGUGAUCGUCUUGCUACGGACACCAGUGAUAAUAGUCCUGGUAGUGCUGAAGGUUCAAUUUCUAAUAAUCAGCUUUCAUCCUUGGAUUCUCCUGGAGGAACUAGCCAGCUCCAAACUAGUGUUGAUAAUGAGCCAGGACCUCAAACCUCUGGAGUUUCUAGUGGUUCCACAAUUCCAUCAGAUGUGAAGCCGGAGAGACAACCUGACUUCCAAUCUACAGCCAAAAGAUCACCUCUAACAGCAAGAGAGAGACUAAAGGCUGCCAGGGUUCUCAGUCGUUAUACGGAAUCAAAGGCAUCAAAAUCAGAAAUGGGCAGCAAAGUACUAGAUGCUCUGAAGGAAAGUGAAAAGGGAAAGAAGAGAUCUGGCCUUCCAGAAGCCCCUACAAACUUGUUUGAUGACAGUGACAGAGGGAUGCCAAAGGAAGGAUGGACAUUUGAGUUUCCAGGAGGUGCUGAUCUAUUUGUGAUAGUGUUUUCAUUUGUUUUCAUCAGCACAGUUAUGUUUGCAACAACUUAUGUUGUCUGGAAAGUUGGUGCAAUCCAUUUCAAUGAGUACUAAGGUGAAGUUCAAAGGGAUUCUGCAUUUUCGGUUACCCAUUAAAGAUCAUACUGUUUUGACGUCAGGCACUUAUGGGGUAGGAUUUUAAAGGUAUUUUAAGACGAGAUACAUGCAUUCAUGUUCAAAAGUUGUUUGGCCCGCAUUUAUGUAUCAAAGAUUUGCAUUUGGGAAUGCCAACAGAUGCCCCCACUUUUGUAUUUCA